Molecule: messenger RNA, 354 nt
Organism: Staurois parvus
Lineage: Eukaryota; Metazoa; Chordata; Amphibia; Anura; Ranidae
Source: the annotation of a GenBank genome assembly
ACACUGAUCAUCAGUGCCCUGAUUAUCUGUGUACAUCUCCUGAGGAGAGUAGAGCUGGUAAUCGGCAUUCCUCGAAGGGGACGUGUGUAUACAGAUCAUCAGAGCACUGAUGAUCAGUGUGCCCUGAUGAUCUGUGUAGCCCCAGCAGUGCUACCUGUCAGUGUCAAUCAGUGCCAGCUGUCAGUGCCCAUCCAUGCCACCUGCCAGUGUCCAUCCAUGCCACCUGCCAGUGUCCAUCAUGCCACCUCCAGUGUCCAUCCAUGCCACCUGCUGUCCAUCCAUGCCACCUGCCAGUGUCCACCCAUGCACCUGCCAGUGUCCACCACCUAUCAUCAGUGCCCGUCCCAUCUGUGC